Alosa alosa (allis shad) is the source of this 861-nucleotide messenger RNA. RefSeq lists its product as uncharacterized. Bases 3 to 695 code for a protein of 230 amino acids. Gene Ontology annotation, cellular component: cytosol. The record is from RefSeq and is a predicted model, not a curated record. NCBI's taxonomy places the organism in Eukaryota, Metazoa, Chordata, Actinopteri, Clupeiformes, Clupeidae. The transcript is spliced from 4 exons.
UCAUGAAGCCAUCAGCCAUGAAAACCACCAUUAUCUCUGCCUUCUGCCUCAUAUCUAUCAGCUUUGUUGCAUGUCAUGACAAGAAGCAGGAGUGGAACGUUUAUGAGUUUCUCUGGAUUCAUAACAUGGAUAUAGCGAACAGUACUCUGUAUCUGGAUUUCAUGCAACACAUGGAAGUCGGGGACCUACGUGCGGAACGCUAUGUCAACUUCACCAUCCAAGACAUCAAUUACGUGGUGAAGGUGACAGAGAUGCUGCGGAAACUCAGCAGUUCAGUGAAAGAACCUGCUGACCUACGUCAGUUCUUCCAGGGCAGAUAUAAAAGCUACAAGAACUUCUGCGACUAUCUUCUGAACAUGUACUUCCUAAAGGGUGUAUCUGACAUCAAACCAACACCAGCCAUGAGGAAGUACCUGUCUGACUACGAGACCAUCAUGAACACCAAAGAGCCCAUCUAUUUUGCUGUGUCUCUCCUACCAUGCUCCCGACUAUGGGGUUGGCUCGCAAACCAAGUAAACAUGACACAGACCAAUGCUUACUUUGGCUGGAAGAAAGACAACAUGGGCGGCAAUCCUGAGAAGCACUACAAGAAGCUGCUCAACAAACAUCUUAACACAUUCGAUAAAGUAUUAGAAGCUUACCGUAUAUUCCGAAUGCAAAUGCAGAAUGAACAUGACUUUUUUGAUUCUUCGUAAAAUAAAGUUUUCAUUCCACAGUUGAGUUGGCUGUGGUGCUGAACGCAGGUUUCACUUAAUGUGCAGGUAAAGUUCAGAUUAAUAAAACGAUAUGGAAUUUAUUAUCAAGAGCUUAUGACAAUAUGAUCAUACUGUUGCCCUUUUGGUAGGCUAUUUCACUCGUCUA